GUUACAAACAAUACCAAAAUCUGAAUCCUAACGAAGCGAUGGCUUCUCUCUAUUCUUGUUUUGUUGUCGGUUCUCUGGCAGUUUUGUUACAGUUUCUCUUUGUCUCUGCUUCAACAAAAUCCAUCAACGCCAUAUGCCAAAGUAGAGUCAGAAUUUGUUCUUGAGUAGAGUCAGUAAUAUGGUGUGGAACCGACCGCUUAGGGCAUCAUAUUUUAAACAAAAAAUUUAAAUGUAUAUAGGGCAUAAAUUUUGUUUUACAUGAAUAACAAAGGCAUAAAAUUUUAAACAAGCUUAGGGCAUCAAGAAAAAAUUGAGAAUGUUGGACCGGCACUGGGCGGCGCUCAGCCUUAGCGUAUCCUAUGCCGGGAAAUCAGCAAGUUUCGCCGCAAAUGCGGCAAACCAGAAUCCAAACAUGAAGAAGCAGUUCGCUGCGUGUAAGGAUGCAUAUGCGACAAUUAUAGCAUCUAUCAAGAGUGCUGCCGCAGAACUCAAGGAAUCUCCAGAUACGGCUAACUAUGAUGUCAUGGUUUGUAGGGACAGCACGACGAUCGUGAAGAAUUUGAUCAAGAAAAAUUUAGACAAGGAUUCGAAGAUGCUUAUAAAGAUGACAUUGAUGAUGGAGAGGCUUCUUACUAUUGCUGUUGGAGCCACCGUUGCUGUUGGUGGGUAAAGACAACGACGAGGAGAUUAUUUAAUACUAAGAAAUACAGUACAUUGUUUGGUUUGGUUUGAGAGGAUCAAUACAUUUCUCUUUUCUCGUUGGAACAUGAACAUUAUGCAUGUUUUAAGGAAACUAUUUCAAUGGGAAUAUGUCAAACAACUUUUGUUUUGUGCCAGAAAAUAUGUACACUUUUAACCUGG
Messenger RNA from Brassica napus (rape), 861 nucleotides. RefSeq lists its product as uncharacterized. Bases 317 to 670 code for a protein of 117 amino acids. The transcript has a single exon. Lineage: Eukaryota; Viridiplantae; Streptophyta; Magnoliopsida; Brassicales; Brassicaceae. The record is from RefSeq and is a predicted model, not a curated record.